This is a messenger RNA of Thermothielavioides terrestris NRRL 8126, 1491 nucleotides long. RefSeq lists its product as uncharacterized. Gene Ontology annotation, molecular function: transmembrane transporter activity. The annotation marks the transcript as partial. Lineage: Eukaryota; Fungi; Ascomycota; Sordariomycetes; Sordariales; Chaetomiaceae. Gene Ontology annotation, biological process: transmembrane transport. Gene Ontology annotation, cellular component: membrane. The record is from RefSeq and is a predicted model, not a curated record. The transcript is spliced from 3 exons.
AGCCUCUACCAGCUGCCGGCUACCCGCGUCGUCGAGAGCCGGCUGUGCCGCGAGCAUUACCGCGCGCACGACCCGUCGGCCCUGCUUCCGGACGGGUCCGUGCCGGAGGAGCUGUGCAAGGUCGAGGCGGUGCAGCAGCGCCUCGGCCGCAUCCAGGGGCUCGGCGAGAUGCUGUGGGUUGCCGGCGAUUUCUUCAUGACCAUCCCGCUCGUAUCGCUGGCGGACCACCGGGGGCAUCACUUCGUGCUGUGUCUCAACCUCGUCCCUCGCGCCGUCCUGCUCGGCUGGACAUUCGCCGUCGGCUACUUCGACCAGGGCCUGCCCGUGCACGCCAUCCUCGCCGCGCCCGCGCUGUCCCUGCUCGGAGGAGACUGCGUCUUCAACUCGAUAGUCUACGCCCUGGUGUCGGAGCUGACGGACGACCACGUGCUCCGCGCAACCUUCUUCGGCUACGUCAACGCCGUCACCUCCAUCUUCUCCCUCCAGCUCGGCCCUGCCCUCGCAUCCGCCAGCAUGAGCGCCCUGCUCUGGCUGCCGCUCUGGAUCGGCAUCUUCCUCCUACUCCUCGCCGUGCCGGCCGUCUCUGCCCUCCGGCUCCCUUCCCGGCCCCAACACCGCAACCUGCACCUGGACUCCGACCCCGAAGCCAACGACCCCAGCACCCCGCUCAUCCCUCCCCAGAACUCACCACCAAGAACCAGCAGCAGCGACAGCGACAGCGAAAGCAACAGAACCCGCCCGGCCCUGGCAGCACGCACAACCGCCCGCCUGCGCGCCCUGCGCCGCCUCCUGGCCGCGCCCUCGCGCAACCUCGCCCUGCUGCUGGCCGUCUUCUUCCUCGCCGCGCUCGCCAGCGCCGACACCAGGCUGCUGCCGCUGUACGUCUCGGCGCGGUAUGCCUGGCGCCUGGCGGACGUCGGGUACCUGCUCUCGGCCAAGGCGGGGUGGAACUUCGUGUGGUUGUCGCUGGUGGUGCCGUGGGCGCUGCGCUGGCGGCGAAAGCAGCGGCGGCGGCGGCAAGGGUGGCGGGGGGGUUGUUAUCAUCGUGCAGAAGAUGCAGUCACCGGCGACGCGGACACGGACACGGACACCGACGCCGACGCCGACGCGGAGAACGUGGUGCUCGCGCGCGCCUGCCUGGCGGUGUCGGUGCUCGGCGCGCUGGCCAUCGCGCUGGCGCCGUCGAUCGCCGUGCUGCUGCCCGCGCUGCUGCUCUACGCGCUGGGCAUCGCGCUGCCCAUGUUCACGUACUCGCUGCUGCGGUCGCCGAGCAUGGGCGUCGUCGCGGACGCCCCGGGCGGCCCGGGCUCGCACCUGUUCUCGUUGGUCAUGCUGGUCCGCACGGUGGCCUCGCUGCUGGGCGCCGCGCUGAUGCCCUCGCUGUGGGUCGCCGGGCUCGGGCUCGGCGGCGCCGCCCUGGGCCUGCCGUUUAUGGCCAGCGCGGCCUGCUAUGCGUUCGCGUGGGUGUUGGUGGCGAGGAUCGAGGUCUAA